ACCUCCAUGUGUUUUUAGCCUCUACCAGUGGUGGAAAAACAUGAAUUCAGACCCCGCAGGACCAAUAACAUCUGGUAUUUACAGAUGCUCUCGUUACUAUUCUCACUUGUAUACCGAUCUUAUAAACACUCCUGAGCUAUGAAUGCGUUUGUGGAAAUUAUUGGUUGAAGCAUUAGCUUGCUAACGUUAGGUGUGUAUAGUAUUUCCCGUGUAACGUUAACUGUUAUCCUAGUAGUUAACCACCAAACUGACCCCAGAAACUCCCUCAGAGAGAGAGAAAGUUAAACCACUGAUCCAGCUGAACGAUGUCUAUGAUGUAGUUUACUUGCAGAAAAAUACAGUGGAAAUAUCAGCUUGAACAUGGAGCCUUCAUCCUCGUCGUCAUCAUCAUCAUCAUCAGCAGCAACAGCAACAUGCAACGGACAGAAAAGAAAGAGUAAUGCCCCCACAGCACAUGAGAGGGCCAAGAGAUUAAAAAUUGUGCAGGAAGGUGAGGAGACGCUGGAAUGUGGACGUUCCUUCCGCUCGCCGCGGAUCUCUGUGCUGCUUGACCACAUUCAACAACCAAUUACACUGAAUGAGCUGACGGAGCUGCUACAUUACGCCGCUCUGGGGAAAACAGGUGGCAUUAAACAGCCCAGUUGGUGUCGUCUCCGUCAUCAGAAGAGGAUUAAAGCUGUGAAUGUGGUGAUCGUGGAAGGCCUGACCCAGAGUCACUUUUACAAACACUACCUCACGCUGCAACACCUCAGGACCAGCUACACCACUAGGGUCACCUUCAUUCCACCCUCUACCGACCUGGCGUCAGGAAUCUUCAGCAGUGAAGUCCCUGAAUCUGAUGAUCCAUCCCUUUCCCAGAGACACAAUGAAAGCAGUAAACUGCACAAUGCACUGAGGUGUCACCCAGUAAUCACCAAGUUUGGGACACAGAGGAGAGGACUGACAGCGUAUGUUCUCACCCAGGAGGAGAUGAUCAAGAGACACUAUCCUGUCAAAGGAAUGCCUGGCUUUGAGGAUUAUGUGUGCAUAGACAGUGUUGACUAUGUGACUGAUAACAGCCCUCUGUAUGGACUUGACUGUGAGAUGUGUCUAACAGAAAAGGGAUAUGAGUUGGCUCGUGUUUCUCUGGUGGAUAGUGAUGGGAAUUGUGUGAUGGACGAUCUUGUAAAACCUCAGGACCGAAUCCUCAACUACCUCACCAGGUUCUCUGGUAUAACCGCAGAGAUGUUGCGACCAAUCACUACCAACCUGCAGGACGUUCAAAGGAAGCUCAGGGCGUUGUUGCCGAGCGACGCAGUUUUGGUGGGCCAUUCACUUAACAACGACCUUAUGGCUCUAAAACUGGUCCACCGGCAUGUAAUCGACACCUCACUGCUGUACAGGAGAGAGUUUGGACAGAGGUUUAAACUUAAGGUCCUGGCCGAGACAGUGCUGAAGAGGCAAAUUCAAACUGAAGAGAAGAAGGGUCAUGAUCCCAUAGAGGAUGCCGUGGCAGCCCUGGAGCUGGCUCAGUACUUUAUUAAAACAGGACCUCUUCAGGUUGUAGAACUUCAUCUGGAGGAGCUGUGGGGAUAUACAGUAGUGGAGGAGUCCACCGACUGUGCACCUGCACCAACACCGAGUCACAGGUUUGUUGACAGACUACAGACACUUGGACGGUCAAUAGCCUUUUUAGGAAAGCGCUCCGACAUUGCCCUGGAUCUGUCGAAACAGCUGUGGCACAACUCUGACAAAGAGCUGUUGGCGUCUUUCAGGAGACAGACCAAGUGUCCGUUCCUCUCAGUGCUCCAGUUUUCUUCCCUCUCAGACUAUCUAAAGAGGUACUCCUCUCAUCAGGAGCACCAGUACCAGAGAGUGUGCGCAAAAAUUAGAGAUAUGUGUGUAGUGUUUGCCGGGCCGUUCCCUCCAGGUUUCUCUGAGAGGGAAGUGAGGCGGCUGUUUUGUUGCUGUGGACCGGUUCGGAAAAUCAAAAUGUUGAACACAACUGUCAGGGUUCAUGCGGAGGUAGAGUUCGAGCUGCUGGAGGGAGCUAUGCUGGCUUUAAAAACUUUGAAUGGACUAAAUAUGCAGGGACAGUCCAUCAAGGUCCAGAGGCCUGUUAAUGAGUCAGUGCUGGACUUGGAUCUGACUCUUAAUGCGUUAACGGGCGACAAUCUCAACACCAGUCACCUGUACACUGUAAAAUUAAGCCCCAGUAUGGCUGAGUGCAUACAGAUUUCAGCAAAGUUCAAUGGACACACGUUAGAUCCAACAUAUUCAGGUAUUACUCCUGUUACAACAGUGAACGGGUUUCCCCCAGUUAAAGUAAACGGUAAAAAGUUGCAGCCCACUACCACAAAGUCUAAACUGUCUGAGGAGACAGUCAGAGAGACAUUUGGUCACUUUGGUACGGUGGAGAGAGUUGUACUGCUUGCCAAACCUGGAAAACAUGCAAGACAUGCCUACAUAAAGUUUGAGAAUUCAGAGGGUAAACAGGCAGCCCUCUGCUCCUCUGAGGAUCUCCGGAAGGAAAACUACCUCAUCUGUCCAUCCUUAACUCCACCCCACUUGCCUUCAUGGGUUGCCGGGACAAUGCCGAUCACCACAGUGGAAGCAGAAGAUGAUGAGGAGGGGACCCACAUGCACAGCAGUUCUCAGGACCAGCAAGUGGAUGUCAUGAUGAGGAAGUUGGACCGACGCUUGCGGAAGCUCUUCAGAUCCCUCCAAGACAGCACCUUGUCUGUGGUUGUGCUGCUUGGAAACACCAGUCCACAUGGCCAACUUCCUGGUUUGUGCCUUAUGGAAGUCAAGCAAGGGUCUUGAGGAGAACAGGGACCUGGUUCUCUGUGGGAAUGAUCAUUAACCUGGACUAUCAAAAUAUCUUUCAGUCCAGUGAUGCCUGAUCUUGUGCGUCACUUGAACCGAAUGAAAGAUAAAACAAUCACAUUGUUAAAUAAUCGCCACAGACUUCCAUUUACCUAAGACUUGUUUUUUUACUGAAGGAGCUGAGAGUUGUAUGUCUGCACAAUGCAUUUUUUGGCAAAUGUAUAUAAAGGCAAAUAUAUAUUUUUUUACUUAAAUUUUAUUUCAUUUUGUUAACAAAACAGUGUCAGUGAGGUAUAGAACUCCUGUACACAGUAGGUUAUACUAGUGUCUUUGUGAUUGGUUUUAUAAACUAUAAAAGGCAAGUCAAAUACAGUACUUGUAAAAUCAUUUGUGACCUGGAAAUAUUUUGUUAUAAAUUAAAAUCUGACUUUGGUACAACAUUUACUUAUUCAAGUGGUACAACACCCUAAAAUGCGUGAGGGAACAAAAAUAAAUCAAUUUGUGUAACUAUACAAGUCAGCAACAGCACAAAACUGUAACAUGCGUGUUGUUUGAAAAUCUUCUGGAUACAAUUUGUUCUACUUGAAAACGACAGUUUCAUGAGGUGACUGAACCCAAAGACAUCACCUACAUCAUGUUAGGUGAAUGUAUACUGUUGUAAAAUUAAUAGCAAAGUGAAUUGUCAUUUUAAACAGGAAGAAGACUAACUAUGAGCAGUAUUUACUAUACAUGAUCUAUGCAUUUUGAUGUUUGUCUUCUCAUUAUCUCACUUUGAUUCUAGGAACAAGUGUAAAUAUUUCUUCUUCACAGCAGACCUUUACUUCUAACAGUAGGGAAAGAACAUAUGUUCCAAUAAUUAUGGCUACGUUAUUGAGUAACACCAAAUUUAAGAUGGUAGACCUAAUACGCUUUAGAUCAUUAGUGUGCCAAGUGUAAAGCUGUAGAGCCUUUUUUUGUGGAGAUGUCAAAUGCUCUCAAUUAACCACAUACGGGAUUAUGGUUUUACCAGAACCCAAACAGGACCUGUACAUAAGGGCAUGUGAAUGCAUGUUAAUAUUUCAGACUAUGGAUUAAACAAUUGUACGGUGCAGUUACUAAUUGUAGAAAAAGGCCCUCAGUUCAACACGGGUGAGUUUGAAAACAGAAGACAAACCGACUAAGAAACAUUCUUUUAUUCUUUCCUUUUCCAAGGAAAUAUUUAAGAUUUUUAAACUUUAUCUUGUACAAAAAAGUAUUCGUCUUCUUAACGUUCACACAUUUUGCAUUAGAACAGACAUUGUUGCAGGUUGACAGUUACAAAACACAAAAAAAGGUAAAGAAAAACAAUUCUGUACAAAAACAAGCACCUCUAAGGAUCAAAAUGCCACCAAUAAUAAACUUACGUUUCAUAAAA
Messenger RNA from Micropterus dolomieu (smallmouth bass), 4198 nucleotides. RefSeq names its product RNA exonuclease 5-like. Gene Ontology annotation, cellular component: nucleus. The transcript is spliced from 20 exons. The coding region runs from base 361 to 2802 and encodes 813 amino acids. Gene Ontology annotation, molecular function: RNA binding; exonuclease activity. The record is from RefSeq and is a predicted model, not a curated record. Lineage: Eukaryota; Metazoa; Chordata; Actinopteri; Centrarchiformes; Centrarchidae.